This is a messenger RNA of Lasiosphaeria miniovina, 882 nucleotides long. RefSeq lists its product as uncharacterized. The record is from RefSeq and is a predicted model, not a curated record. Lineage: Eukaryota; Fungi; Ascomycota; Sordariomycetes; Sordariales; Lasiosphaeriaceae. Bases 92 to 655 code for a protein of 187 amino acids. The transcript is spliced from 2 exons.
CACUCGAUCCCGUUCAGCCUUUCCUUCAGAAUUCUCAAUGACCUAACGUCUUUGUACUUGACUGCUGCGAAGAGCUCGAGGAAAACCACUCAUGGAUGCCAAAUCCAACAAGCGCCGGGUUACCGAGGAAUCUCUGGCAGAAAACAGACCCUCAAAGCGACCCAUAAUAGCGGCGGAUACUACUCCAUCUUUCUUCGAUAGAUACGGACUCCAAAACAGUGGAAGUGGGGAUAUCAAGGUGACUGGGAAUGUGACCAUAGGUGCUAGGACGGAGAAGCUCAAUGACUGUCUACGCGACCUCUUCGUAACUAAUCUGCUCGAGGACAAGAACGCAUUGAAGCGGAAGAAAGGAGACCGUGCUCUCAGAACCUGCGAGUGGAUACUCCGCACGGAAGAGCUCACUGCCUGGCUUGGUUCCGGCCAGACAGCGGGCCAGGAGAGCGAGACGACCCAUGUCCUAUGGCUCCAUGGGAAUCCAGAGACUGGGAAAUCGACCAUGGCCAUAUACCUUACCGAGGAGCUGUCGACAGCUUUCUCCAAAACGAACAGAAAAAUGCUAGCCUACUUUUUCUGUGACUCUGGCUUCGCGACACGGAAGGAAGCGACCUUGGUUAUCAGAGGACUUCAACCCCCCGAAUCCCCUGAACCUACCUAGCCAGAACCCCCGGAAAAAGGUUAUCCCCUCCCGACUAGCCCAGGAAAUCCUAACUAGGGGCCACAACAUGCCGGUAGCCCUGUCACGGUUGGCGCCCAGCUGCACCGAACCCCGCCAUGACGCUACCCGGCACUAUCCCCAAUCGGGACUGGGGCCCUAGUGGGGCGCGAACUCUAUUGGUCCGUGCGCGAUUGGCACAACCACCACUUCCCCGCGCCCGGGAUCAC